This is a messenger RNA of Colias croceus (clouded yellow), 687 nucleotides long. RefSeq lists its product as uncharacterized. The record is from RefSeq and is a predicted model, not a curated record. The transcript has 4 exons. The coding region runs from base 1 to 687 and encodes 228 amino acids. NCBI's taxonomy places the organism in Eukaryota, Metazoa, Arthropoda, Insecta, Lepidoptera, Pieridae.
AUGAAAAGGAAUAUUUCUAUUACAACGAUUUACACUUUUGUUUUAAAAUUUUAUUAUACAAUAGCUAAAGAGGAUUGUGAAGAAUUAUUGUGCUCGAAUUUGUAUGACCCUGUAUGCGGCGAAGCGGUGGCGCUUGAUGGUGCGGUUGUAAUUAAGAGAUUCCAUAAUGUGUGCUACCUGAACAAAAUUAAAUGUAGAUUCAAAUAUGCAGACGUAGAACAGAUUCCCAAUUAUCUCUGUGGCAUACGCGAGGACCGGGACUUGCUAAUCAAUCGUCGUGUCAACGACUUCAGCAUAGUCGGAGCGCAUCAAGCCUGCAACCACACAUGUCCAACAUACUGCCUGGACACGUACGAACCAGCCUGCGCACAGAUCUGGUCAGCCGACAUGCAGACGUACACUUACCGGCCUAUGAUCAAUCAUUGUCACAUUGAUUUGUUUUCGUGUGUUGUGGGAGUUAACGUAACAAUACAGCCGUUAAUUGGCAAAUGCUACAAAAAUCCAACGGCCCUGAUGUUCAUGUUCCACAUUGCGUCGUUGAAAACCCUGAAGUUAUUGGAUGAGCCGCCCGCAGUUGCUCAUAACAAGCUCGCCCCACCGGCUACACCUAAACGAAGAUCAGGAGCCAAUAUUAUAGAAGAAACCGAGUAUAGGGAGUUCAUUAACCUUGUAACGAAGCGCAAAUAA